ACACACACACACUAAGCAGAAGCGACAGCAGCAGAAGAGACAGAAGAGCUGGACGGUGAAGCGCGAGCUCCGUUUAAACCGGGGAUCUGGGGAAUUCAUUUGAACGCACGUGCCAUUCAGCGCGUUCAUCAAUGGGACGUUUCCGGUCCUCGGUGCUUCUCUUUUAUCAAUUUCGGAGUUUUUUUUUUUUUUUUUAAUCUGAUCUGAUUAAAAGGCGGAUGAAGUGACGGGUGGAUUUACCUGCAAGUGCGACACCCAAGAGAGACAAUGCUGGCCAGGAUUGUGUUCCUUUGUUCCUUUUUAGCUUGUGCUAGUUUUCAAGAGGAUGAGAGCCCUAAGGUGUCGUUUGGAGGAGCUUGUGAAACAUUGUGCACUUGUGAGGAGAAAGAUGGAGUGUUGCACAUAAACUGUGAGGAGAGGAACAUAAACAAGAUCUCUCAAAUCCAGGUACCUUCAGAUAGACCUUUCCAUCUGAAUCUAUACAAAAACGAUAUUGUGGAGCUGCUCCUAGAGGACAUGGAGGCUUUCAGGAAUGCAGUCACCUUGCAUCUGGGCAGUAACAGCAUACAAGAGCUGGUGCCUGGAGUUUUUGGCGCACUAGGCUCCUUGAAGAAGUUGCACAUCAACAGUAAUUUCCUGGUGAUGUUGAAAGAGGAUACUUUUCAUGGCUUGGUAAAUUUGGAAUACCUCCAGGCGGACACAAACUUUAUCCGGGUCGUGGAGCCUGGGGCUUUCAGCAAACUUGUCCGUCUCAAAGUCCUGAUCCUCAACGACAACUCCAUUGAGUUCCUUCCCAGCAACAUCUUCCGAUUCGUGCCUCUGACUCAUUUGGAUCUGCGUGGAAACAAUUUGCAGACUCUGCCUUACGUGGGCUUUCUGGAGCACAUUGGCCGCAUCAUUGAGCUUCUGCUAGAGGACAACAACUGGGUCUGUGACUGCCAGAACCUUCAUUUGAAGAUCUGGAUUGAGAACAUGCGAGCACAGUCAGCCAUUGGAGAAGUGGUUUGCAGCAGUCCCCAGCAUCUCAGGGGUACCCCUCUGGCCAAAGUGAAACGGGAUGUAUUGUGCCCAUCCCAUGCAGAUAUAAACUUUGAAGAACCAUCCAAGUCCCUGGACAUGGUGGUCACCCCUUCCACAAAGGUUGUCCAAAUACCAGACUCAAGAAAUGAUGCAAAGAUCCCCACACCUUCUCAUGUCCCAAAGACAUCCUGUGCAUCACAGUGUUCUUGUCAUAACCAUCCCAGUGCUGGGUUCCUCAUCCACUGUGAGGAUCGGGGCAUCCAGAGGAUAUCAGAUCUUGGAAUUUUUCAGCAAAGCCCUAGUAAGCUUGUUUUAACUGGGAACAUGAUAGAGAGACUCUUAAAAUAUGAUUUCGUUACAUAUGACAGUUUGGAAUGGCUGCAUCUGGCGAACAACCAAAUAAACUAUGUAGACAAUGAAACUUUCCUGAGUUUGAGCAAUCUGAAAAAGUUGUAUCUAAAUGGUAACAGGAUAGAGAAGAUUACUGCAACUAUGUUUGUGGGCCUCCACAAUCUGGAAUACUUGUACUUGGAAUAUAAUGCAAUCAGGGAGAUUGAGGCAGGAUCAUUCAACCCUUUGACAAACCUAAAGCUCCUGUUCUUAAAUAACAACCAGCUCAGCGCUCUACCAGCACAGAUAUUUAGAAACGUGCCCUUGACCAAGUUGAAUUUGCGAAACAAUCUAUUCAUGCACCUGCAGGUCAGCAAUGUGUUGGAGCAACUUGAUUUCCUGGAACAGAUUUACCUUGAGGACAAUCCUUGGGACUGCACAUGUGAUCUAGUCAGCAUGAAGCAAUGGCUGGAGAAGAUGAAAAAGGAUACAGUGGUGGGCUCCAUCUUGUGCCACAGUCCCAAAAAGGUGGUGAAUGCUGAGGUCAGGAACCUGAAGCAUGAUGUCCUCUGCCCUGGUUUGGUCACCCAUAACUCCUUGCCUUCAAGUGAAUUUGGGGUUGUAACAACAGAAGCACCAGAUGGAGGCAUAAACAGCUUCUUCCGUUCCCUAACGGAUGCAGUUCCUCUUUCUGUCCUCAUCCUCUGCCUUCUUAUUCUCUUCCUUACCAUCAUCUUCUGCUCCGCUGGGAUCAUCGUUUUUGUCUUGCAUCGCCGGCGCAGGCAUUCGAAGAAAAAGCAAGCUGAGGAGCAGCCUCGUGAAAACAGCCCAAUCCACCUGCAUUACAGCAUGUAUGGACAGAAAACAACUCAUCACUUGGCUGAGAGGCAUGACACGAACAUGUACGAUGAACCUUCUCGAAGUCCCAUCAUUCAGGUUUGCAGGAACCCCAGCUAUUGUUCACAGCACAAAGAAUAUGACACUGAGGAUUAUGACACAGAGAAACCAAAUCGGCUUCGCCACAGCAUCACGGAUAAGGAGAAUGGCUCCCCCCUUACAGGGUCAAUGAAGUACAAGGCCGUGUCCCAUGAGUAUCCUGCUGAUUUUGUUUCGUUGGCUGACAAGGGAUCUUUGUACAAAAACAUCCUGGAGCGGGAACGUGAACUCCAACAACUUAGCAUCACAGAAUAUCUCAGGAAAAACAUCUCACAGCUACAGGAUGUGCAAGUUCCCGGGCAUCAUCAAGAGCUCAAACUGAUGGAGACGCUUGUGUACACCAGGCCAAGGAAGGUUAUGGUGGAGCAGACUAAAAACGAGUACUUUGAACUGAAAGCUAAUCUACACGCCGAACCGGAUUACUUGGAGGUACUUGAGCAUCAGACAGCUUUUAACUGAGAUGCAGCACACUGUAACACUUAAAUAUCAGACCUGCUUCAAGUUAUAAUACCCAAAGUGCCUUGAUGAGUUUUAAGCAGACAUGAAGUGCAGCUGCUGAUCUUUGUGAAUGUGGUAAUUUAGGGGAACACAGUGGAGUGUAUUUUACUGAAGAGGAACCUUGACCUUGACCUACUUUUCAUAAUUAAAUGUCAAAUGAGGUCAUUGACUAUUCUGUUGAGUCUUGACAAUUUGCCAUAAAUAUAAUGUGCCAUUUGUCAAAUGCGGCCAUUUUCAGUCUGGUACUAUAGGACACAUUUGUCAACUUGUCACCUUAAAAAUGUAGAACAUUUAAGGGUUUUUCAGUUCUUCCUUUGGGGGAACCCUUUAAGAUUCUAUGUAGAACCCUACCACAAAAUGUUUUCCUAUCCCAAAGGUUUCCCAGUAGAUGUAGAAACAUUACUCCAGCUAGAGACAUUAAUUAGAACGAUUGUGGUUCUGAUUUGACCAAUCAGCAUUUGCAACUACUUUUAGCUCUGCCCCAUGGCCCAAUGUGACUCCCAUGGUGCCUGGGCAAGCAAGAGGGGUAACAAAAUUUAGCACAGGUACAGCAGGUACAACUAUUAAUGGUUCUAUGGAGAAUCCUACAACAUAGCAGAAAGGAUUCCAAGUAGAGUACUUUUGGAACCCUCAAUUACUCAGUAAAUCAUCAGUCGUGUAUGUCUUAAAUGUAUGUAUGUAAUGUAUGCAAAUGUAUACCCACUACAAAUUAUUGGCCAUUAUUUUCUUCUUAAUACCUAGAACCUGACUGGUGCUUAACAUUUAGUAACAUUUGGUACAUGGUACACUCAUAGAAAAAGGGUUUUUCAGUGGUUAUUUAUAGGACAAUUUGAUAAUUAAUGGUUGUCAGCCUCCUAAUAGGGUUCUAUCAGGAAGCCUUUAUGAUAGGGAUCUGUCAUAGGGUUCUAUAUAGAGCCAAAUAACUCAAAGUUGUUCAGUUAUAGUGCAUUUCCACUGGAUGUACCAGCCAUACCUGUGCAAAAUCUUCUUACCCCUCUUGCUUACCCUGUUACCAUGUGAGCCAAGUCAGGACAUGUGGGUGGAGCUAAAAAUAGUGCAUGCCAUUGAUGGGUCAAAACUCUUUGUGAUGGGGAACAUCAGGAUACAGAUAGUCCUGGCACUUUGUUACCAAGCCGUGCUGUCCUUUUUGGUAGAAAACUGCAAUUAAAGUCUAAAUCUCAUUGUCUUCCAUGCAGUGGGGGUUAAUGGUCUUCAAGUAUCUUGUUGGCUGUUGGAGUGUUUCGAUUGGUGGACUGUUUCUCAUUAUACACUGCUGUACCUUAACUCCUAGUACCAUCACCAUGUUCCUAUGUUGGUGCUUUUCUCGGUUAGAGUGGUGCCAAUACAUUGUACAGAGGAACAGAUAACCUGUGCAGAAGGUGCACCUGAUAAAUUGUCAGCUUGGUGUAAUUUUUAAUAUAUCUUCUGUUCAUUUUCCAUAACGUUCGUAUUUAUUUAUUCCUGACAUUUUUUGGCAGCAAAAAAAGCAAGACUCUGUCCAUAACAUUUUUAUAUGUUGCAUCUCAUCACAAUCACGAUCCCAGCAUAUACUGCAGGUCAUAAUUUUACAGAAAAAAAAAAUUGCACUAAUCAAAAUGCCAUUUAAGAGAUGGCACUUGACAAUCAAGUGUAGCUACUGGUGUGUACGAGAUUGAUGUAUACAGUUUUUUUGUUUGGUUCUUUUUGAUUUUCAUUACUCUACAUAAUAUAACGAACUCUUUUGUGUCAGCAUGAAAAAUAAUUAUUCAGGGUGGUUUGAAAGGAUUCGCUGUACGUAAGAGCACCAUAGCUUUAUUUUGUACUGAUGUAGAUCAGAGUAUAUUUAUUCUGUAUAUAUUUGUACAUAACGGAACAUUUCUAUGUAUGUGUGCCUUUCGAUGUUGUAAUGAUGGAUGUAAAUAAAACUUACAGUAUAGUGUACAGUAAAAAUAA
This is a messenger RNA of Pangasianodon hypophthalmus (striped catfish), 4716 nucleotides long. It is a transcript of the gene slitrk6, whose product is annotated as SLIT and NTRK-like family, member 6. Gene Ontology annotation, cellular component: membrane. The record is from RefSeq and is a predicted model, not a curated record. Gene Ontology annotation, molecular function: protein binding. Gene Ontology annotation, biological process: positive regulation of synapse assembly; axonogenesis; regulation of presynapse assembly. The transcript has 2 exons. Bases 268 to 2745 code for a protein of 825 amino acids. Lineage: Eukaryota; Metazoa; Chordata; Actinopteri; Siluriformes; Pangasiidae.